Mercurialis annua (annual mercury) is the source of this 1538-nucleotide messenger RNA. Its product is annotated as homeobox-leucine zipper protein HAT4. The coding region runs from base 215 to 1171 and encodes 318 amino acids. Gene Ontology annotation, molecular function: sequence-specific DNA binding; DNA-binding transcription factor activity, RNA polymerase II-specific. The transcript is spliced from 4 exons. NCBI's taxonomy places the organism in Eukaryota, Viridiplantae, Streptophyta, Magnoliopsida, Malpighiales, Euphorbiaceae. Gene Ontology annotation, cellular component: nucleus. Gene Ontology annotation, biological process: regulation of DNA-templated transcription. The record is from RefSeq and is a predicted model, not a curated record.
CCUGACAACAAGUCAUGAUUGAAACUUACACCCACUCUCUCUCUCUCUCUUUUGCUUUCUAUAUAAUCUCCUUCCUCCUCUUCCCCUAACCCCAUCUCUCUACAAUUCUACUCUCUAUAACAACAACAAACCUUUGCUUUGCUUUCUUGAAUUCUUGAAACCUUCUUAAUAAACCAGUUCUUGAAACCCACUGCUUACCAAGAAAAUCAAGAAGAUGAUGGUUGAUAAAGAAGAUUUGGGUUUAAGCCUAAGUUUAAGCUUUCCUCAAAAUUAUAAAUCUUUGCAGCUCAAUCUUAUGCCUUCUUCUGCUAAUUCUUCUCCACCUUCUGCUUUUCUUAAUCCUCAAAAACCUUCAUCAUGGAAUGAAACCUUCCCUUCUUCAGAUCCGAACUCUGAUACGUUCCGAGCGGAAACACGAUCAUUCUUGAGAGGAAUUGAUGUGAACAGACUACCAGCUGCGACGGGUGAUUGUGAAGACGAAGCUGGUGUUUCGUCGCCGAAUAGCACGAUAUCGAGUUUAAGUGGUAAUAAAAGAAGUGAACGAGAACCCAUUAAUGGCGAAGAACUUGAUCUUGACAUGGAACGAGCUUCGUCUCGUGGAUUAAGUGAUGAUGAAGAUGGUGAUACUUCAAGAAAGAAACUUAGACUCUCCAAAGAUCAGUCUGCUAUUCUUGAAGAAAGCUUUAAAGAACACAACACUCUCAAUCCAAAGCAAAAGUUGGCAUUGGCUAAGCAGUUGGGUUUGAGAGCGAGACAAGUCGAGGUGUGGUUUCAGAACAGAAGGGCAAGGACUAAGUUGAAGCAGACUGAGGUUGACUGUGAAUUCUUGAAAAGAUGUUGCGAAAAUCUAACGGAAGAAAAUAGACGGUUGCAAAAAGAAGUUCAGGAACUGAGAGCACUGAAACUUUCCCCACAGUUCUACAUGCAAAUGACCCCACCCACCACACUCACCAUGUGCCCCUCAUGUGAGCGUGUUGCGGUCCCACCAACUUCAUCAUCCACCGUCGAUCAUCUAAGGGCCCACCAUAAGAUGGGUAGCGCAUCACAACAUCAUCACCCACACAUCCAUCAGGCCCAUCACCAGAGGCCCAUGCCCAUCAACCAAUGGGCUCUAUCAGCUACACCCAUCACGCAAGUAGGACCGUUCGAUGCCCUACGUCCUCGACCGUAGAUUUAGACAUGUAUAUGAGGGCAUUUUGGACAUUUAAAUAUUUAAUGACCCUACUUUAGAAAAGGUUGUUGGAAUAUGUAGCAUAUUAAGGGAGGCAAGGAAGGAGUUUUCUUGUAUUCAAAGUCUUUAUUUUUAUAUAUAAUUUUAGGUCUAAGAUAUGGUGGUUGUAAGGGUAUGAUUUGGUGGGUCUUCAUGUUUUGUAUUAUUGACCCAUCAAUUUCUCCCCUUUGACAUAUAAUUAGUUUUAAUCUUUUUUUAGUGCUAAUUAAUCCCUUUUCACCCAUCUCGCAAACUUUUUGAGAAGGGAAGAGGAAUUUGAAUGUAUAGUGCAAUCUCUAAUCAAUUAAUUAAUGAAUUUAACUACUAA